This is a messenger RNA of Cottoperca gobio, 3885 nucleotides long. It is a transcript of the gene sgpl1, whose product is annotated as sphingosine-1-phosphate lyase 1. Gene Ontology annotation, biological process: carboxylic acid metabolic process; sphingolipid catabolic process. The transcript is spliced from 14 exons. Bases 299 to 1996 code for a protein of 565 amino acids. The record is from RefSeq and is a predicted model, not a curated record. Lineage: Eukaryota; Metazoa; Chordata; Actinopteri; Perciformes; Bovichtidae. Gene Ontology annotation, molecular function: pyridoxal phosphate binding; sphinganine-1-phosphate aldolase activity. Gene Ontology annotation, cellular component: endoplasmic reticulum.
UCAAAUCGUACGACGCUCCUCUUUCUUCAAUAGUAGAUCUACAAACCGUGCGACGCCGCGCGGACAGCGGUCUUCAUGUGGUUAGACCUGCCGCAGCAUUGUCAGAUCUACACAUGCCCAGACCGCGCGCAGCUUUAUCACACUCCUGGUUACUUCCUGAAUCAGGGUUAGCUUGCUGCUGUGUUUGUUAGUAGCAUGUAGAUGAGAGCCGAAGACAGUAAAGCAGGCUGCUGGAGGUGACUUUCCAGAGGAGCAGACACAUAAAGAUACACUUUUGGCGAGAGUUUGCUUCGACAACAUGGAUUACUGGAGUGCCUUAGAGGUGUAUAAGGAGAUGGUCCUGCUGUACCUGGAGGAGGGCCGGCGGCAGGUCAACUCGCGCUGCACGGACCUGGAGCCUUGGCAGAUCAUCGGGGCGACAGUCAUCACCACCAUGGGAGCGGUCUGGAUCAAAGGCUUCCUGUUCCAGCAAGAAAGUCUCCUGUCCCGAAUCAAGAAGCUGUGCUUUCGACUCAUCAGAAAAAUACCCUUUAUUGGCGCAACUAUCCAGAGCCAGCUCAACAAGGCUUUGGAUGACAUGUCUACCAGUCUGUGUACUCUGAAGGCGGGGAUGAGCUACACUAAGCAGCUGCCCUCUAAAGGCCUCUCUCAGAGCCAAGUGCUGGACAAAAUCAGAGAGUACGAGACUCUGAAUGAGGUGAAGUGGGAGAACGGAUGUGUUUCGGGGGCAGUGUACUGGGGUGAUGAAUCGCUGACCAAUCUCCUGGUGAAGGUAUAUGGAGAUUUUGCUUGGAGCAACCCACUUCACCCAGACAUUUUUCCUGGCGUAAGAAAGAUGGAAGCAGAGGUUGUCAGAAUGGCUUGCACACUUUUCCACGGUGGACCGAGCUCCUGCGGCGCAGUGACUUCAGGGGGAACUGAGAGCAUACUGAUGGCCUGCAAGGCGUACAGAGACAUGGCGUACGAACGUGGUGUCAAAUACCCUGAGAUUCUUGCACCUGUGAGUGUCCACGCAGCAUUUGACAAAGCAGCGCAUUACUUUGGGAUGAAGCUUGUUCACGUUCCGCUUGACAAGAAAACCAUGAAAGUAGACGUGAAGGCCAUGAAGAGAGCCAUCAACAAAAACACCGCCAUGCUUGUGUGCUCGGCGCCUCAGUUUCCUCAUGGAAUCAUCGAUCCCAUUGAGGAAGUCGCCAAGCUGGCUGUGCGCUAUAGCCUCCCACUGCAUGUGGAUGCCUGUCUGGGAGGUUUUCUCAUUGUGUUCAUGGCCAAGGCUGGUUACCCACUCGCCCCGUUCGACUUCAGGGUAAAAGGCGUUACCAGCAUCUCUGCAGACACCCACAAGUAUGGUUACGCCCCCAAAGGUUCCUCUGUGAUCCUCUACAGUGAUAAAACGUACCGUCACUACCAGUACUUCGUAGCUCCAGACUGGCAGGGGGGAAUCUACGCCUCGCCCUCCAUUGCAGGCUCCAGGCCCGGAGGAAUCAUCGCCGCCUGCUGGGCGACCAUGAUGCACAUGGGAGAGAAUGGAUACAUCGACGCCACCAAGAAAAUCAUCAGCACAGCGCACAAAAUCAAAACAGAAAUCGGCAAGAUGAAAGGUGUGUUUGUGUUUGGGGACCCGGAGGUGUCCGUGGUGGCAAUAGGCUCCGAUGUUUUCGAUAUUUUCCGUCUGUCUAAUGCUCUGACGUCAAAGGGCUGGAAUCUGAACACACUGCAGUACCCAUCCAGCAUCCACAUUUGUUGCACAGUUCUGCACACGCAGCAGGGCGUCGCUGAUCGGUUUGUCAGUGAUGUCAGAGAGCAGGUCGCCAUCAUCAUGAAGAACCCCAAAGAGAAAACCACAGGAAUGGGAGCGAUCUACGGCAUGGCCCAGUCCAUCCCAGACAGAUCCAUGGUGACGGAGAUCUCCCGAGGUUUCCUGGACUGUCUCUACAGCACUGAGGUGUCCCUGUCAAGCACCAGCCACAUGAACGGCAACGGCAAAGCCCACUGAAGCAGGAUUGGGCCCUCCUGGCCAGACCCCACUGCACGCAGGGAAACACGCUCGCCUCCUCCCAGAGCUCCGAGCUAAUUGCUCAACGGUUGCCUUAUCUUGCAUACAUCCACCAUACGGAAAACAUCUGCAAAGAUCUUUGAAGCACAAGUCAUCGCGCGCGUGCGUAAAGUUCAUUUCAAUUGUAGCUUGUGUUAAAGGCAUAUGUUUGUCAUAAUCUCCACUGAUUAGCAAAAUCAUUCCAUAUUUCUUUUACUGCCGGAACAUUUCAGCUUGUUGCCAUUCACUAUCUGUGAUGACUCAGCAAAAACACAGACCACUGAAAGCUUGUUAGCAGCGCUUUGCUGCCCUCUAGCAUGAAACCUGAUGUACUGCUUUAGACUUAGAAGCUGUAAGUUUUCAUCAUGUGGUAGUUCUCUGGAAGACAGCUUUUUUAAAUGUAAACACUCUGUGAUGUCCAGACAAGAACAUAUCAGGUUAAUCUGUAAAUCACUUGAAAUUACAAUUCUGAUGUUUAUGGUAGAAGUUUGUCUAUAAGCAUGAACGUGCAUGUCCUUUGUUUGUUGGCACUUAGGGGGAUGACCAUUUAUUUUGUUUCAAGUCUGCAUUCGUGCUACAGUGGUUGGAUUUGUAGACGAAGGGGGGAUGAUUUGGAUAGUGGGAGAUUUUAAUGUCGUUAAUAUUUAAUAAAAUUGUCUUUAUAUAGGGAGAACUUGUAACCAGGCCAUGAAUAUUUUUAAAAGGGGAAAGUGGAAUACAAAGCUUAUUGGCCACUUUGGUGGCUUUGUGAUUGUUGUUCAGUUGGAAAAGAACUUCACACAGUAGCUGGUUUGUAAAGUAAGCAAUGAAAUUGAACAGAUUGGACUGAAGGUUGUUUCCAACCCUGGUCCUCUGUAUAUUAUCAAGAAGCAGAAACUCACUCGUCUGCAUAGAGUCACUCGUCUACAGCCUUGUUUUAAUCAUUUGUCUCCUAAUUCAAUCUACCUCAGUUUCUACUCGUUGCAAACGUCAUUCCGUCAGCCACAAAGCACGUUCUAACAGGGCAAGUGUGUUUUUUUUUUUUUGUUUUUCAUUCCUAACAUAAACUUCACAAUGUUAGGACCUUUGACAAACUGUAAUAAAGUGUUUUUAGAUAUACUCCUACUGAAGGGAAACAGAUCCAUUGUGAUGGAGGUUUUUGAUCCACAGACUGACAGAUUUGAUAGUUUUAUGUUGGGACCCAGUCUGCCCUGUCUGAAUGUUCAAUAUGUUUUAGUAGAUAUCCGUUCAGCAGGAUAUGUAUACAUAUACUAACAGGUUGACAACGUAACAAUGCAUUCUGUAACACCAAAACAACUUGUUCUUUCUUUUAUGUGCUUUCCUAAUAUUGCUUGUUGAAAUUAUUUCUACGUUUGUGCAAUAUAUAACUUUUCCUUUUGUGAAGUGAAACGAAGAGGAACGCUCUACUAUAAAUGUUUUAAGUCAUUAGAAACUUAUUGAAUGACAGCAUAUCGGCCUCGUUAGUAUAAUUUAACCAUUUGUGUGACCACUGGGUGUUUAUUAAUCACUUAAUUUGUCAGUGUUUGUGUUUUUACAUACUGAGCAUUUUUAAAGAGAUUAGAUAUGAAUGUAUUUAAGUUCUUACAUGUGCAAGGACUUCUCCAUCUUUUAGUAAGUACCUGGUUGAAAGACUGAUGACAUCCCCACUAACGAGUUAAACUCCUCCCAUCAUCAUGUGUCCAUCCAUCCUUUAAUACUGUGCCCAGUGACUGGGGGGAAACCCCUGCCCGUGCAAAAAAGACUUUUCCAGCAGUGAACCCUCCUGUUUGCUUUUGGAGAAAUGUCUUCAAAAAUUGUGAAGAUUGAAUGGCUAAGAAAUCUCUUUUGAAUAAAAACAUUUCUUUUGAAAA